AAAUACCUCAUAGUGAUUACCAAUUAUCUGGGGCCCUUGUCCCGUAGAGAGAGACCAAAGCACUAUAAAGACGAAGCAGAAAUCCAGAAAUGACAUUUGUUUUCCAUUGAAGAUCAAUUAUAGUAAAACUUCUAGUUUCCAAAGCUGCAAAUGGCAGGAGUUCAUAUUCCAAUCCCUUCACCCGGUGCAUCUGGCGUCAAACCAGAUGGAACCGCGACCGCAACAUGUCUAUGUGGAGCAGUGCAACUAUCCUUCCCUGUUGAAGGUGAAGAUCUCGUCAAUACCUUUGUUUGCAAUUGCACCGAUUGCCGCAAGCUCAGCUCAUCGAUGUUCUGUUCGAAUUUCACUGUCAAGGACAGGAGUCUCAAGCACCUUCGUGGGGAGGAAAAGUUGUCCAGAUAUGCACAAAAUAGGACAAUUGCCUCGGGUGCCUUUAUGGAAGACAGCUUUUGCUCUAUCUGCGGGAAUCUCAUGUAUAGGAGAAGCACCAGAUUUCCGGGGCUGAGUAUUUUGAGGAUCGGAACUGUGGAUGAUUUUAAUUUGCAUGAGUCAAAGUUGAAACCACAAUUUGAACAAUUUACAGAGGACAGGGUUGGAUGGUUUGACGGGGUACAAAUUGAGGGAAUACCGCGCCAUGAUAAGUCGCGGAUUUAAUAGCUUUAUGGCUUUGUAUGUUGUUGUUAAG
Talaromyces proteolyticus is the source of this 685-nucleotide messenger RNA. RefSeq names its product Mss4-like protein. Gene Ontology annotation, molecular function: carbon-sulfur lyase activity. The transcript is spliced from 2 exons. The record is from RefSeq and is a predicted model, not a curated record. NCBI's taxonomy places the organism in Eukaryota, Fungi, Ascomycota, Eurotiomycetes, Eurotiales, Trichocomaceae. The coding region runs from base 151 to 654 and encodes 167 amino acids.